UUUAGUUGGGAAAUGAAAAAAGAAGGCAGAAAAGAAAUUGGGAAAGGAUAAAGCGAAGAAGCUCUGGGAAUGACUUCAACCAUUCUUCCAUUAACCAACGUUCAAUUCGCUUCCUUUCAUUCUCACCACUCUUUUCCAACCAUCGCCAAGACCAUUGUAUUUCUCUAUCUACCACUUUUUAAGGCAUCCAAUUUUUUUGUGAAGGGCUUGGAGAGUUUUAGCAGCUUAAAUAAAAUUACGAGUGGGGAUGGAGAAGAGAGCAAGAUGCAAACAUGGCUUCAAAUAGAACCCAGAGUCAAGCAUUUCGAGUCCUUGCUAAUCCCAAUGUAUGCAUCAGCUGAACAAUUCCUAGUAUCUUCAGGAAAGGAUGGUUCAAAUAAGGAUGUGAUGAUGGUUGAUCCUGUGGAAGCCAAGCGAUUGGCUGCCAAACAAAUGGAAAGAAUUAAAGCAAAAGAAAAACUCAAGAGAAGACGCCAAAUUGAGGCAAUUAAUGGAGCUUGGGCAAUGAUUGGUCUCACGGCCGGCCUAGUUAUUGAAGCUCAAACUGGAAAAAGCAUUAUGACUCAGCUGCAAGACUACUUUGGAGCGAUUUUUCACUUAUUUGUGAAGUAGACAGUCCAAAAAGUGCAUGGAUACACAUACUAAGAAAUGCAGAUUCUUUCUCACAUUCUUUGUGAAUACAUCUGUUAAAGGUUUACUGAUAAGGUUUUUUACUUCGCACAGUUAACCAUACAAUUUUCACUGCUCAAUUUUCCUUGUUACCUGUUAAUGCAACAUAUGUAACAUGAUUUUUCAGAAGAAUUGUGCUGCUAGACAAUUAUUGUUGCUCGAUAUGGAUGUUUACCCCCUCCCCUCUUUGUUUUUCCCUUAUGCUGACAUUUAUUGUUGAAUUCUUAACACAUUUUUCCCUCUCA
Molecule: messenger RNA, 914 nt
Organism: Cicer arietinum (chickpea)
Lineage: Eukaryota; Viridiplantae; Streptophyta; Magnoliopsida; Fabales; Fabaceae
Cellular component (GO): chloroplast thylakoid membrane
Source: RefSeq, a predicted model, not a curated record